This is a messenger RNA of Microthlaspi erraticum, 636 nucleotides long. The record is from the annotation of a GenBank genome assembly. Lineage: Eukaryota; Viridiplantae; Streptophyta; Magnoliopsida; Brassicales; Brassicaceae.
AUGAGACAUUUUGGAGAGCUUGGGAGAGGUUCAAGGGAUACACAAGUCAAUGUCCUCACCAUGGAUUCAACAAUGAGUCAUUUAUCCAUACUCUUUAUAGAGGAUGUUUGGCAAGGCAUAAGGGAGAUGUUAGACACAGCCAGCAAUGGGAACUUCCUCAAUCAGGAUGUGGAAGAUGGCUGGCAACUAGUGGAGAACAUCGCCCUCUCAACAGAAAGAUAUGGAGACAAUUAUGAUAGCACUGACUGGAGCUCGACCGCUACUCGAUCGAGCUGGAGCCAGAUGAGAAAAGACUUGCACUCUCCAUUCGAAGUUGACAAACUGAUCCUAGCCCAAUUCCCUGCCCAAGCAUGUCAGCUCUAUGUCUCUGAACAAACAGGCUAUCAAACAGGAAGGGGAGGAGCAACAACAUACAAGCACCCCUCAACCACAAGGAAAACCAUCUAUGGUCACACAUUUUACCAGGCACCUGCGGCUUACAGACUCAAUCCACACAGAUCCAACCAGCAAGGGCACCUCCAAGUUUCCCACCAGGAUUCCCACCAAUGCCAUACCCAACCACAGAGCCAAGAUUGGGAUAUGAAAGAUAUGCUCCAACAACUCCUUCAAGGGCAAGCCAAAGGUUCACUGAAAUGA